Molecule: messenger RNA, 487 nt
Organism: Sinocyclocheilus rhinocerous
Lineage: Eukaryota; Metazoa; Chordata; Actinopteri; Cypriniformes; Cyprinidae
Product: apoptosis-inducing factor 1, mitochondrial-like
Exons: 6
Coding region: 113-487 (124 amino acids)
Biological process (GO): anterograde axonal transport
Cellular component (GO): mitochondrion; mitochondrial outer membrane
Source: RefSeq, a predicted model, not a curated record
CUGCAGGAGCUGUGUGACCUGAGAAGGUCUCCGGCCUUGUGCUAGAGCUGCACGGUGAGCGUGGCUGUGAACUUCCCCAGGCUGUCUUACUGAAAAGCACAGCAGAGCUGCGAUGUUUAAGUGCAAGACAGUAUGGAAUAAACUGGCUCCGCUGGUCCGGGCCUCAUCCACGCUGUGUCUGCAGAAUGCUAGAAAAUCAGUGCUGAGGCAUGGGAGAAGACUGGAGAUGGUUCAGAAAGCCCAGAUGUCAUCAGGGCCAGCAGGAGGGGGCGGCGAAAACACACUGUAUUAUGUCCUGGUUGGAGCAACAUGUCUGGGGACAGGAGUUUAUGCGUACCGCACUGUCUCAGGGGACAAGGAAAGAUAUAAUGAGCGUAUGAUAGACAUUGCCAAUAGACCAAAACAAGGGCCACAAGCAGCUGAGGCUGUCACUGAAGUUGUGGCAGAAUUUAAAGAAGCUAUAUGCAGGCAUGAAGAGUGCCACUAG